This is a messenger RNA of Brenthis ino (lesser marbled fritillary), 339 nucleotides long. The record is from the annotation of a GenBank genome assembly. NCBI's taxonomy places the organism in Eukaryota, Metazoa, Arthropoda, Insecta, Lepidoptera, Nymphalidae.
AUGCCACUAGACGGCCGUCAUGGCGGCACGUUAUUACGUUUUCAACUUCUUGAUAGUCUGCGCAGCGACGCAUCCGCGCGAUGGUGGCGCAGGCGAGCGCGCCCGGCCGUCACCGCCGCGCCGCGCAGCCGCCGCCGCCGCCCGCGCAGCAGUAGGAGCCCGCCGCCAUCGCCGCCACCACCACCACCCGCCGUCACUCCGCCGCCACCCCACACUCACCACUUAACUCACCGCUCCCAACCCCGCCCCCGUCCCGCCCCGCCCCGCCCCGCCCCGCCGUGUGCAGCCUCCAGAGCUUCUAUGUGUUGGCAGCCUGUGUGUCCAAUGUUGUUGUUGACG